Molecule: messenger RNA, 3264 nt
Organism: Aspergillus terreus NIH2624
Lineage: Eukaryota; Fungi; Ascomycota; Eurotiomycetes; Eurotiales; Aspergillaceae
Product: putative SNF2 family helicase/ATPase
Exons: 3
Coding region: 1-3264 (1087 amino acids)
Cellular component (GO): cytoplasm
Molecular function (GO): ATP-dependent chromatin remodeler activity; ATP binding
Source: RefSeq, a predicted model, not a curated record
AUGGCGAAGGAGAGCGAGAACCCAUUGAAUCCCAAUACUCCUCGCAAGCCGAGUGAGCAUCCCCACCGGCCUCUCCCCAACCAGCCGGAAUUCGGGAAGCCCUCGCCUAUCCGCCCAGUGCAUCACCACAACCAACGGCCCAGCAAUCCGUUCAACAUCCCGAAACCCAACCGUGCGCGACCAGAGCAUCACCGUCCUCCCCCGCAGUCACGUCCACAAGGCUCUGUUCCGCAUGGAGCUCCUCAGCAGGGCUAUCGGCCUCCGGCUACUCCGGGUGCUGCCAUGGCCACCCCGCGUCGCAACGAGUCCUACGAUCCAUUCAAACCCGUUCGGCCCUCCGCCUACAAUAACAACCGAUUCUCGCGCCCCGUUAAUGAAGAUGUUGUCGAGAUCAGGCGUCCUGAGAAUGUGACCUUCACGACCCCGCGCGCUCCCAAGACGUUCUACAACUCGAGACCCUCCGCCAUCAAAAUGUCCAAUGCAUCCAAGAACUUGAAGAAUUUCGUAGACCUGACCGGAGAAGGCGGAUUCACUCCAAGCGCACGGAGCCGCAAUGCGGGUUUUGGUUCCAUGGACGUGAAUGGAUACGUGGACUCGGCGAAAGCGAACGAAAACAUCAAGGCUCUCCUAGAGGGAGCCGUCACUGUGGACGAGCCUAGUGUUGAUGAUACGGACGCCAAGGAUGAGGAAGCAGUGUCUACUGAGCAGGUUGCCGACGAGAAAGCGGUGAAAAAUGACACGGAUGACGACAGGGGAUCUCUCAAUGAUACUCAGGUGGACUCUGAAAAUGAAGACGCCGACGAGGAAGGGGAAGAGGAUGACGAUGACGAUGGCGUUGUUGAAGGACUGAAGGUCAAUUUGCUUCCUCAUCAGCGCCAGGGCGUCAGAUGGAUGCGCGAGAAGGAAGUGGGACAGAGCAAGAACAAGGGCGUUGUCCCUCGGGGAGGCAUUCUAGCAGAUGAUAUGGGUCUUGGAAAGACAGUCCAAGCCAUUGCCUUGAUGCUCACGAACCGGAAGCGCGCAGACGGCCGAAGACGAGCCCCGGAGUCUGACGAUGAAGGGGAAGAUGACAGUGUUAACGAAAACAAGGACAGCUCGAAACUGCCUCCAGGUCUGAGCAAGUCUACACUGGUUGUUGCUCCAUUGGCCCUCAUCAAGCAGUGGGAAUCCGAGAUCCUUGCUAAGGUCGAGCCAUCUCAUAAACUUCGUGUGUGUGUCUAUCACGGUGCCACGCGAGCGAAAGCAACAGACCGUCUUGAAGAUUACGACGUGGUCAUUACGACUUAUGGAACGUUAACUUCCGAACACGGGGCCAGCGAGAAAAGCAACAAAACAUCUGGUCUCUUUUCUGUCUACUGGUACCGCAUAAUCCUGGACGAGGCGCAUACCAUCAAAAACCGAAAUGCGAAAGCAACACAAUCUGCUUACGCAUUGGAUGCAGAAUAUCGGUGGUGUCUUUCUGGAACCCCUAUGCAGAACAACUUGGACGAGUUGCAAAGUUUGAUCAAAUUCCUGCGCAUUAAGCCAUUCAAUGACCUUGCGGCCUGGAAGGACCAGAUCACGAAACCUUUGGCUAAUGGUCGUGGAGGACUUGCCAUCGAGCGUUUGCAAGUUGUUCUCAAAGCUUUCAUGAAGCGUCGCACAAAGGACGUGCUGAAGCUCAAUGCAGACCUGAAGCCGGGCGACCAAGGUUCUGAAGGAGGGCAAAAGAAGUCCUCGGGCUUCCAAAUCACCAAGCGUGAGGUGAUCAAGGUCUCAGCUGAGUUCAUGCCCGGUGAAAUGAACUUCUACAAGCGCCUCGAACAGCGCACAGAGAACAGCCUCGAGAAGAUGAUGGGCGGUUCUAAACUUGACUACGCCGGUGCCUUGGUUUUGCUGUUGCGUCUUCGCCAAUCUUGCAACCACCCUGACUUGGUGAAAAGCGAUCUUGCCAAGGACAAGGACGUGCUUCUCCAGAAUGGUGCCUCUGGAAGCCAGACUGCGCCCGGGAAACAAGAUGACUUGGAUAGCAUGGCAGAUCUUUUUGGAGCACUGAGUGUGGUGUCCAAGAAAUGCGAUGUUUGUCAGGCUGAGUUGAGCUCCAACGAUGCGAAGAAGGGUGCUAGUAGGUGCCAGGAGUGCGAAGCGGAUCUGAACAUUAGCUUUACGGGAAGCAGAAGCAAAAAGCAAAGUGGCCCCCACGGGGAGAUUGUGGAUCUUACACAAUCGCCAUCUGAUGGCCGAUCCAAAUCCCAAGGGGCUCGUGCCCGCCGGAACAGGCGAGUUGUCCUCGAUAGUGAUGAUGAGGAGGAAGAUGGAGAGUGGAUUGUUCCUGAAGACCAGCGCACCAUGCCUCAUCUUGGAACCGCUGGAGGCUCAGACGAUGAAAACGCAGAAGGCGGCGGUGAAUGGCUCAACUCGGAAGAUUCGGAGACUGACGAGGAUGGGCCUGAGUCGCCCACGCGCAACCGAGGCAUUGUGAAGAAGACAGACCAGCAGUCCGAUUCCGAGGAAGAUAUCUACCUGAAUCCUGGCGAAGGCGAAAACGAUAUCCUCCCCUCAACGAAGAUCCGGCAUUUGAUGAAAAUCCUCCGACGAGAAUCUGCGGAUCAUAAGUUUAUUGUCUUUUCGGUCUUUACGUCAAUGCUUGAUAAGAUUGAGCCUUUCCUCAAGCGAGCGGGAAUUGGAUUUGCGCGAUACGACGGUGGGAUGCGCAACGAUCUCCGCGAAGCUAGUUUGAACAAGUUGCGAAACAACAGCGGGACUAGGGUCCUUCUCUGUAGUUUGCGGGCCGGUGCGUUGGGUCUGAACCUCACUGCGGCCAGUCGGGUGGUAAUUCUGGAACCUUUCUGGAAUCCUUUCGUUGAGGAGCAAGCAAUUGACCGUGUCCAUCGGUUGAACCAGACCCUGGACGUCAAGAUCUACAAGCUGAUUAUCAAAGACACCGUCGAAGAGCGUAUUCUGGACCUCCAAGACCGUAAGCGGGAACUUGCCAAUGUCACCAUUGAGGGCAAGACGGCCGCUGCGAAACUCACAAUGAAGGACAUGAUGGCGCUGUUCGGGCGGGACGCCGAGUCCAGAUAUACGGGCGAACGUGGCAAUUUAGAGCUUGCACAGACGACCAGGCUUCUGAGCACUACAAGCGACACUCCUUCCACCGAAUCUCGGAAGUCUGAUGACUAUCGCGUUCCACAGGGUUCUUAUCCCAGCUCUCGUGACCAUAGCAGACAGCCGGAAAAAGGGGCAUCACGGUCUGAGGACUCCAUCUAUGGUCGACGAUGGUAG